Molecule: messenger RNA, 4715 nt
Organism: Aedes aegypti (yellow fever mosquito)
Lineage: Eukaryota; Metazoa; Arthropoda; Insecta; Diptera; Culicidae
Gene: Tomosyn
Product: syntaxin-binding protein 5
Exons: 23
Coding region: 594-4247 (1217 amino acids)
Biological process (GO): regulation of exocytosis; regulation of protein secretion
Cellular component (GO): SNARE complex; cytoplasm; plasma membrane
Molecular function (GO): GTPase activator activity; syntaxin binding; myosin II binding
Source: RefSeq, a predicted model, not a curated record
UCCGAACUUGCACACGGUGGAAACACAGCAAAGAACUACACGGCCAACAGCAGCAGUAGGCGACGACGACCUUGACGAGAAAAUGUACCUGUACUUGGCUUGCUGUGAUCAGAGAAAAUUUUGCAAGAGCCAUUGUCGGAAAUUUCGCGCAAAUUUCGUCCGCAGUCCGCUGAAAUGUGGUGUUUUUCAAAAAGUUUUUCCGUUCUAAUGCAUCAGAUUCGUUAAACGAAACAAAAAAUCAUGCUCAUUAUUCAUACCAUUACUUGUGAUACUCGUAGUUGCUGGAUUAUGCACCGCUGUCUUGGAUGAUGAAAAAUUAUAUGCGUUGCUAGUUGUGCCAGAAAUGUCAUUAACCGUGUUCAUAAUGUAAAUAUUAUUUGUUGAAUCAUUCGUUAUUAGAGCAUUAAAAGUGGAAAAAGUUCACAAAAAAAUAGUGUGUGAUAGUGAAAAGAGAAAAUAAUAAGUGUUGAAAACGGUUUUGUACACGUCGACUGAGCUCUAUAUACCUACAUAUUACAAAAAAAAAAUAAGCAACAACAUAAAAGUUAAAAAGCAACAAACAGUGAAUUUUCUGAGCUAGUUUUGCUUGUAAAAUGAAAAAAUUCACUUUCAAAGGAGUUUUAGAUGGUUUUCGAAGUUCUACAGUGAAUCAGCCCUCUUCUCUUGGACCAACAAGGAUCUGCACGGAGCAAGAAAUACAAGAAACAUUACGACCAGAACAUUUUCAACUGCGCAAGACAUUUCGCCAUGGAUUUCCUUACUCUCCAACAGCGCUAGCUUACGACCCGGUACAGAAAUUACUAGCAAUAGGUGACAAAUCUGGAACAGUAAGAAUAUUAGGAAGAUUUGGUGUUGACGCUCACGUAAAACACGAAGGAGAAUCCGCAUGUGCUGUGAAUCUAAUCGAAUUUCUGGUGAACGAAGGUAGCCUUGUAACAGCUACUGCCGAUGACACUUUACAUUUAUGGAAUUUUCACACAAAAAUACCAAAAGUAGUACAAAGUCUGAAAUUUCAAAGGGAAAGGAUCACACAUUUGCACCUACCAGUAGGCACUAAAUGGUUGUACGUAGGAACAGAGAAAGGGAACACGCACAUAGUUCAUGCUGACUCUUUUUCCUUAAGCGGAUACAUCAUUAAUUGGAACAAAGCAAUUGAUCCAAUCAGAAAAACACAUCCUGGUGCUGUCGUUCACUUGUCUGAUAAUCCAUUAGAUCCUAAUAAGUUACUGAUAGGAUUUGAAACAGGUCAAUUAGUUCUGUGGGAUAUGAGAGGAAAAUGCGCAGAACUACGAUGGAUAUCACAGGAGCCUCUUUUAUCGUGUUCCUGGCAUCACGAAGGAAAACAUUUCAUCACAUCUCAUUCUGAUGGAUCUUUGUGUACGUGGCCUUUAAAACUUUCACCUAAACCUCUAGUGCAUGGUUUUCCACAUGCUAAGACAAAUAAAGAUGGAAAAAUAGAAGCAUGCAAUGCAAUUCAAAAAGUGGAAGUUAAAACAAAUAGACUUGGUGAACAAUUUACAAUAUUCUCUGGUGGCCUACCGACCGAAAAAUGUAGUAGUAAGUCUCAUUGCAUAACAGUAUUAGUUCAGGGCAAAUCAACCACAGUAUUAGAAAUGGAACAUCCGGUUAUUGACUUUAUCACGAUUUGUGAAAGUCCAUGGAGUAGUGAUUUACAGGAACCAUAUGCCGUUGCGGUCCUACUGCAAAAUGAUUUAGUAUUGAUAGAUUUGUUAACAACUGGUUAUCCAACGUUUGAAUCGCCUUAUUCUAUGGAUAUACACGAGUCGCCAGUUACUUGUUGUACAUAUUUAGCGGAUUGUCCAUCUGAUUUAGUUCCAGCCUUUUAUUCAGUAGGAAGAAGUGCAUCGAACCGUCGAUCAGGGUAUUCGGAAAGAGAGUGGCCCAUCAACGGAGGAGAAUGGCAACCAACGUCCUGUAGUUAUUCGGAAAUAGUGCUGACUGGCCACCAGGACGGGUCUAUCAAGUUUUGGGACUCAAGUGCUGGAACGUUACAAGUGCUUUAUAAAUUAAAAACGUCUAAAAUAUUCGAAAAAUCUAGAGUGAGAUCGAUGGACGUCAGCGACGACGAUCCGUUAUCCAUAUCGGCGAUAGCAUUAUGUGCCGAGUCGAGGAAACUGUGUAUAGCCACGAAUAGUGGGCACGUAGCGUUAUUUAAAUUUAAAAGAGCGGAAAGCACUGGAGAUAUUGCCGUGCUCGAAAUUCCUAUUUCUUAUGAAAACGCGGUGGAUAACGAUGGCAGUCCCGAGUGUGAAUUUAUUCCAAAGACACUGCCAAAGCAAACCGAUUCUGUAGAAUGCGAAAAGAAGUACAACGGAAUGCUGAAAGUGAAAAGUGGACCACAACGGAAACCACCCGGUUUCCAAGCUCAAUUAGUAUGCAUAACCCCCUGGACCCAUGGUACCCAUCCCGGUCAAAUUACUGCCCUAACCAUUAAUUCCAGUUAUGGAUUAAUGGCAUACGGAAAUGAAUAUGGCUUGGCUGUGGUAGAUAUUGUCCAGAAAAUAUGUUUACUCAAUCUCUCUACUCAAGAGAUAUACGGCUCGUUAGAUAUGUACAUAAAAACGCCACGAAGUCCCAAGCGGUUAGAAAGCGUCCAAUCGAAAGAAGACCAAUUGAGAUCCCCUAGCAUAGAUCAGCAUUCAAAUGACCCUGAACCGGAGUGCCACACUAGUCAAAGUAAGGAUGUACCUUCGACUGAAAGUGCAGUUGAAGUUGGAGAAGAGGCAAGCGAAUGUAAACCGAUCUCCAAAGAUGAUGAUUCCGUCAAUUCUCAACGCGCAGGCAGCCCAAGCCAAACGAUUCAGGAGAAGAGUGUCAACGUCUUAGAAGUCAAACACGUUAUAGAAGAAUCUCCUAUAGUAGAACCUCCUAUUCCACCAGUACGCACAAAGAAACUGGCUAGGGAGCAAUCAGAACGAAACACUAAAGUUAGAAGAAAGACACUCUUAGAAUCUUUCAGCAUCUCAGACUGGGUGCGAAAAUUUAACAAGUUGGACAAUUCUUUCUCUAGAUCGAGAUCGUCGUCCAUGUCAAGUUUAGAAAAUGCUAGUACAGAGGCUGUGACUUGUUUGGCAUUUGCCGAUAGUUAUAUUAAGAAAAGUGACCCAUCAUUAGCACUUCCUACGAUGUGGCUUGGUACUAGCUUAGGGGCUGUACUAACAGUGUCAUUGAAUAUACCGGACCAGGAAGCCAGGAAAUCAGAAGCUGUGCAAGCUGCUUUGGCAGGUCCAGUAUUUCGACUGAAAGGAUCCGUGUUGUCCAUGUCACUGUUGGACUGCAAUGGCGCACUGAUACCCUAUGCGUUCGAAUCUUGGAAAGAUGACGGCAGGGAAGGCAAAGAAAAACGUGAUAAAACCCCUACCAAACAAACCGCCAAUAAGAUGAGUCCCACAAACCCGGACAGUACGUUAUGUGACCGUCAAUUUAUAGUGAUCGCCAGUGAAAAACAGGCAGGCGUGUUUGCGCUUCCAAGUCAAAAUUGCGUUUACAAGAAAAAUAUCGUUGAAACUGACUUUGUGGUGAAAGCCGAAAUAAUAAGUAUGAAAGACAGUGUUUGUUUAAUUUGCUACGCAUCCAAUGGACACUUGAUUGUGUUUACUCUGCCAAGUUUAAAGCUAUUGCUUGAUAUAGAUUUCCUUCCACUAUCCGAGUUGAGUUUUCAAACCAAAUGUAAACAGGGAAUAAUCGAUCCUAUGCUGUCUAUCUGGGGACAGCAAUUGAUUGUCAAUGAAGACACCAAUCUCAUAUCGAAAACAUUCAGCUUUAGUAACAAGGGUCAUGGACUGUACUUGGUAACACCCACCGAAUUACAGAAGUUUACAGUCUGCCAGGAGUUUUGCAAUCAGUACAAUGAAAUGCUUGGAGAGUUGUAUGUGGCACAUGAAAUGCCGGAAGCACCGAAGGAAAGUUUCUUCAAAGGACUUUUUGGUGGCGGUAUGCGGAAUCUGGAUCGCGAAGAACUAUUUGGAGAGUCGAGUGGGAAGGCAAAUAAAUCCGUGGCUAAGCACAUACCGGGUCCAAAUGCAAACUUGCAGGACUUGGACCGUCGAGCAACUUCGGCGUCAUCCGAAGUCAGCAGAGCACAUCAGCUAAUGUUGGAGCGAGGUGACAAGCUGAGUCAACUAGAGGAAAGAACUGAACGUAUGGCUAGUGAAGCGCAACAGUUUUCCAGUUCGGCGCACUUAUUAAUGAACAAAUACAAAGACAAAAAGUGGUACCAACUGUAAUUAUUGUAAUACCUACUGCAAAGUCUUUGAAAGGUCUCUUCAGUCCUAUACAUGCGUCAGUAUAGCUUUAGUGAAAAUUGUUUCAAUGUUAUUACUGUUAUGUUAUUGAUCGAGAAAUGAAUAAACAAUAAUAGAUUGUAAAAAUCUUCCAUGGCAAUUUAAGGUAUUGCCACGAAUAUACUAUAAUUCACUAUUUUGCUAUUGGAAUGCUGUAAUGAAUCUAAUUUGUAAGUUUUUGCAUAACGGUGAAAUUCCAAUAUUGUAGAAUGAUCAUGCUGCUGCUAUUAUUACUAAACUGUUAAAAAUGAUCUUUUUUGGAUAAACAAAAAAGUUGAAAGAAUAGAUCCAAAUAAGUGUGACAUUAUUACAAUGACAGACGAUGUAAAUAAUCCAUUUUGAUGAUAAGUACUUGUAAAUAUGUUACAUACAUUAGGAAUAAAAAAUUAAGCAUUUGAAGAUUUUUAUAAA